AUGAAUGCUUUUCAUAAUUUUCAUGAGGACAUGUUUGAAAGGAGCUUCAAUGCUACCUUUAUUAGGCUCAUUCCAAAGAAGAAAGGUGCAAAAGAGUUACAGGAUUUCAGGCCAAUAAGUUUGAUAGGUAUUAUAUACAAAAUCUUCUCUAAAGUACUCGCAGAGAGGUUAAAAGGAGUGAUGACAAAACUGGUGGACUCACAAGAAAUGGCCUUUAUUAAAGUUAGGCAAAUCAUGGAUGCGGUUUUGGUAGCUAAUGAAGCAAUGCGAUCCAGACAGAAGCAAGGAAAACCAGGGAUUCUUUGCAAACUUGACAUAGAGAAAGCCUAUGACUAUGUCUAUUGGGCAUAUCUAUUGGGAAUGCUAAAUAGGAUGGGGUUUGGACAAAAGUGGAUAAACUGGAUGAAGAACAAAAAAAUUUUGAGGGUGAUAUUUGUUCUCUUUGAAGGGAUGUCAGGAUUGCACAUCAAUUGGGGUAAGAGCUUUCUUUAUCCGAUCAAUGAGGUCAUAACCAUGCAAUCCGUAAAUGCAAUUCCGGGAGGAGAGAUUGGUAGUCUACCAACAAUGCAUUUGGGUAUGCCUUUAGGAGCAAACUCAAAGUCUAACGAAAUCUGGAACAAUGUGGUUGAAAAAUGUGAGAAGAAAUUGGCAAGGUGGAAAAGACAGUACUUAUCACUAGGGGGUAGAUUAACCCUCAUCAACUCCGUGUUAGAUUCCUUGCCAACUUAUAUGAUGUCUUUGUUCCCUAUACCAGCAAAAAUCAUUAGUAGGCUAGACAGAAUCAGGAAGAAGUUUUUGUGGCAAGAAAAUAAAGACAGGAAAAGCUACUACUUGGUCUAA
Solanum lycopersicum (tomato) is the source of this 840-nucleotide messenger RNA. RefSeq lists its product as uncharacterized. The record is from RefSeq and is a predicted model, not a curated record. Lineage: Eukaryota; Viridiplantae; Streptophyta; Magnoliopsida; Solanales; Solanaceae.